Messenger RNA from Cercopithifilaria johnstoni, 6213 nucleotides. Lineage: Eukaryota; Metazoa; Nematoda; Chromadorea; Rhabditida; Onchocercidae. The record is from the annotation of a GenBank genome assembly.
AUGAGCUGGAGCCUUGCGAGUAAUGCGGAUCAAAAAGUGGAACAUUUAAGUAGCCUUCUCAAAUAUGUCAUCAGUAAUGGCUCAUCAAUGAAAGCGGACGAAAUUAUUCUAUCAAUCCACGUGAUUGGUACAAAUAUAGAUAAAUUAUCCAGUAAUGACGUAUUGUUGGCCAGUAAAACAUACCGUUUGUUGAUCAAAUAUUUUAUUAAACAUCUGGAUGAUGGACAUAUUAAUACGAUUCAUCUGGUGGAUAUCAUACGUUGUUUGUUGGCUGGAACAGCAUUACCAACUGAGUAUCAUAGUUACCUUUGCUCACAGCAAUGUAAUCAAACGAAGCAUGACAUGGUUGAAACUGUUCAGCCUUGUACACAGUUAAAUGUUUCUUCUAAAGAAAUAUUAGCAAUAAACGGGCUGUUAUUAUUUUCAUCUUUCUCUAUCGAAAAAUUAAUUUCUACUUUAAUACCUGCAAAAUUGCUUCAUCCAUUUCAAAAUGCCGUCGCAGAUCGAUCAUUUCGUGUACAUUCUAAAAUUGGUCACAGUGAUAUAUCAAUUCUUCAAAAGGGAAUUAUUGAUAUUGACAAGUUGUUAUGCAUCGAUUUUGGUAUGGCAACUGAAACUGUAAUGGAAUAUAUUAGUAGUACCUCGAACGCGCUAAUUUUGAUGAUUAGUUCGUUAGCAUGUAAUUGUACCGUUGAAGAAAUGCAAACGGAUGCAGGAAAUGCCUGUUGUACAGCAGUAAUGAAUGUACAUAAGCGUGUCACUGAACUGACAGCAGGAACACUGUGCUCCAGAAAUCAUUUAAUGAAUUCCACUGAAGUUCUUGUCUUCUGCAUUAACGAGUUGUUGGGAAACUGCAAAAUGGACGUAGCAUAUGUUUUCGCUAAUCGUUUCCUCAGCAUGCUUCCGACGGCAUUAUCAUUUUUGACAUCUAUAUCUUUUACUUUAUAUGAAGCACUUUGGGGUGUUGCUAAAGAAGCACUACAACAUGCAUUGAGGUUAGGUGAUGCUAGCUCAGUCAAAAAGUCAUCCUCAGCCGACUCACCUGAUGAUCCUGUGGCAGGUGUUGGCGAUUGGUUGGAAAAUAUUCUGAGAGCUGUACCCGUUUUGAUGGAUCAGCAAGAAGAUGCAGUCAAUUUGCAAAAGGCUACUCUUUUUACCAUCUCCUCUUCAACGCUGUUAAGCUUAUGCGAAAGGAGUCUGUCGAUGUUAUUCUUCAUGGGAAACACUUCAAACAUCUGGACAAAUUCAAGUUUCACUUGUUUUCGGGACUUAUGUGCCGCAUCAGGUGGCGACCAUGGCUAUUGUGAGACAGAAAAUAUCAACGUUUUAUUAAUACUGCUUCUGGAACAUUCGCUAGACAAGGGUUAUCUGGAUGAAAAUGAUGAAGAGCAGCUGGUAAACAGUAUGCUAUAUUUUCCAAAGGGUAAUGAAUCAGAAAUUAUCACUUCGGAUCCGUUUUGCCUAAAAAUUAUUGCUGUUUGUGUGUUAGGACGUCAAAAUGCAGUACAGAUUGUUCAUUAUGUUCUGCGCUCAAUAUAUGCAGAAUCGAGGAGUGGUACUCCGGAACAUUCCGCCUUCUGGCUUCUCGAAUGUAUUUCCGAACUGCUGGAUAGUAAAGACCUGGAAAAAUUAGCUGAUUAUGCAGUGAACAUGUUGUAUGAUGCCCUAAAAAGUGGUGUGAAACGGCAAAGGGUGCGUUAUGCGUUGGAAGCUGUUCAUCUCUUAUUAGUUGGAGGCCAAUUACGAGGUAAAAGGGAUGCAGUCAUGGAAAAGUUUCGAAAAUGUUGUUGCGAUUCUUUCGAUCUAAGCAGGACACCGAAAUGGGGCGAUACUCUGUUAACUCGUUCUAUGUUGAAUUUCAAUCACUGGGAUGAAUUACACGAUUUGUAUAUCACUUGGUUAUAUGAUAUGCGAUGGGAUGAGGAAUACCUUCCUGCAGAUAUUAUUUUGCCGCCCACAAUUUCGUUUCUUUCAAAAAUUGUGAGCGACACUGCCAUUCUUUCCGCUGAACGCUGUCAUUUUGUGCGAAUUCGACCUUUAUUACUGAAUGGCAUCUAUGCAGCUUAUUUGAAUAAAUUUAAUGGCGAAGACGCAAAUAUAAGCGUUCCUCAUCUUCUUAAAAUCGAAACGCUUGUUGCUGUUGGUUUGCCGAUUGUGGAUGACUGCUCUCUCAUUGAUCUCGUGAAUCUGCCGCUGAUAUAUUACGAUUCUCUAUUGCUACUUUACAAUCAGCUGAGAAAAUAUCGUUGUUCAACAGAGGAACUUAUUCGAGUGACUGAAUUCGUUUCUGGGAUGUAUAAGAAUGCAAUGAAUGUGAUUUGCGAACGCAGUAAAGUCACGCUGUCUUUGGGCGCGUAUGGAGUGUCCUUAUCACUCGCAAAAAGUGACCUAUUGAACAGUGCAGUGCCGCAUGCACGUGGUGAACUUCAUUCUAUUUUGAAUGACGAUUUGUUAAAAUUGGUUCGUGCAUGGGCCGGACUUAUGUUACCUGAAUUAAGAUUUUCUUGCACACCAGCUAUGCUGGAUGCCAUGAGUGAUACAUUUCAAUCACCGUAUUCUGUUGUCACCCAAAUACAGGAUAUCAAGAAACAGAUGUUUGCUGCAUUUUGUUCACUUUGCGAUAACACAACUCGAUUUGUUCUUAAUCAGUUGUUAUCAAGAAGCAAUGUGCGACGUCAGGAUGAAACGCGAUUGCUUCUUGACUGGAUGAUUUUUAUCCACAGUUCGGAUCUCACGGGGACAGCAACGCGUGAACUAAAUCAAUCAGUGUUGUCAAAAAUGAAUGCAGUUUUGGUAAUGAGCCGUCAUCUAGCCUGUAUUGUUUCUGCUUUAUUGGAUGGAGUAUUAGCUCAGCAGACUGCAUCAGAAACAAAUUUAUUAAAUGGUCAGUCUGUUUUUUGUUCCAUCCUGAUACAUUUGGUCUCGUCACAAAGCUCUCUCAAUUUGCCGUGGAAUACGCUGCCAGAAGAUAUCUUUUCAUCUGUUCUGGAUCAACUUGCGGUGGACGAUUCACUUAUGAAACGUUCAGUACCAUUUGUCAACUUGCUUUCGACCAUAUGUUGUUUAAAAAAUGCGCAUUUGAACUCUCGAUUUUUGUCACCACUCGAGAAACACCAGAAUUUACUUGUCCAAUGGGUCAGCGUUAGUGUGACCCCGCUUGAGACUUUUUGUAUGUUGCAACCUUUGAUUGAAUAUUUAGCAAUUAAAAAAGAUCGAAAGGCCAGUUUCGUAGAUCCAGAUUUUCGAACUUUAUUAGAGCAAAUGAUUGAUGUCCUUUUUGUCGAAAACGUUCAUCAACGAACAGCUGAAAGCUCUUUGAUUGAAGUGAAACGAAGCGAUCGAUGGGCGUAUGCAUCACUAUGCUGGAGAAAAAUGAACACUCAGAAUGAGAAAGAAGACAGUGGAUCAGAGGAUUGCAAGCGUGAACAAUUGAAGGAGUUGGAUAUCUUUAGUAAAAGUUUGCUAACGCUGUUAAAUAUUGGUGGUCCGAAAAUACACUGUCGUUUGAUUGAUCGGUGCACAAAGUUGUUCCAGGAAUUGAUUGAUAUGUUGCAAAAAGACGGAUUAGAGCUUUUGAAAGGUUCAUCUAGCGUAUCAGGUUCACAGGUCACAGCAGUUUUGUAUGCGUGUAUUUUUCUGUGCAGCAUAUUGAAUUAUAUCGAUUGUUUGUGCCGGACUCUUUGUCCUCCAGGUGUUGUCAGAGACGAUUCAGAUGACUUUUCCACAGCCUUUAUUCCGAAACACAUUAUUAAGAAAAAGCCAUCGUAUUCACGGAGUCGUACCUUACCGUUGUGUACAUUCGCGUCUACAGCGAAACAGUUUGUCCAGCAGCACUGGUACAAUUGCUAUACUUGCGGUAUGGUUGAAGGAGAAGGCGUUUGUUCGGUGUGUGCGGUUAAUUGUCAUCGAGGUCAUGAUCUAUCAUACAGUAAAUUUGGUUCAUUCUUUUGCGAUUGUGGAGAAAAGGGCUGUGUUGCGUUGAAGUCCACAUCAUAUCCUAAACCGCAACGUGCCAACAAUCAAAAAUAUGCGACGUUGCCUAGCAGUCGAUCAAAAUCGUCAAAGCACAGAUUGAGUGUGUUCAGUAAUCUUUCAGUUAUGGAUGAAGAUAAGGCAGAAAUUGAAAAUUAUUUGUGUCAAUUUAUGGAGGCAUUGACAGCUAACCAGAAGAAUAUUACAUCACUGAUUAUCGCGGUGAAGGAAGGAAUGCGUUUGCGAUCAACUAAAGCCCGUGAAUCAUGGCUGAGAGAAGCCGAUGCAAAGCUGAUGCAAGGCUUGACAGUAUCAACAGAUCGUGUUAUUAUGGAGACGUUAAGUUCAUAUUCUAAAGCCGUUUUUGAUAAACGAAUUGAAGUGGGAAAAAAUGUAGAUAAUGUGAUAUUGUCUCUUGAAAUUGGUAGCACGAUUCUUCUGGUUACUGUGCAAGAGAAUUCCAAGAUUGUUUUGCUUGGCAUCCGAUCAUUGCUGAGUGCAUCUACGAAAGACUGUGAUAUACCACGGGUCGAAUUGGAUGCAGUUGGGUUCAAAAUAGUUGCACUUGCAAGUAUGAAAGAUUUACUAGCUGUAUGUGGUUUGAAUCAAUGUCUCAUCCUACGGAUUAAUAAGGAUGGUGAUAUAUCUGAAAGGCAGAAUGUUGAAUUUGCUAACUCAUUUCCAUCUUAUGCUGUUCCAAAAGUAAGAUGGGUAGAUAAUGAUAAUAGCAAUAUGAUAGCGGUUGCGGCACUACAAUUUAUUCGAAUUUACGAUUUGAAUCUGACGAAUGUUCCAUCAACUUUCGAAUUCGUCCUUCCAAUGGGCGAUGUUACCGAACUGGCGUUUGGUAAGCGGAACGAUGGUUUGGUCAUUAUCAUUGUCUUAUCGUCUGCCGGACACCUUUACGUGGAAGAAUUGGAAAAAGCUAGACGUGCUGAUGGAGCUUCUUAUUUUAUGACAACAACACUUCAGUUACCAACAACAUCCACUGCCAUCUCUAUGCAUUAUUCGUCAGAAACUCGAUUUUUAUUCGUUUCUAUGGAAAGUAAUACUUAUGUACUGCACUUUAGUGGUACAGAAUUUGAAGAAGCCAAAGGUCUUCCGUUCAACUUCCCACUGACGAAUUGGUGUGAAUGCGCUGGAGUCUUUGCAGCUCUUUCUCAUCCGUCAUGUGCCUCCGCUGUUUUCUUCUACCCAUAUGGUAAUACUAUAUAUACGCAGACGAAAGCUCUAACUGAUCCCGCAGCAGCUCAAUGCAUGUUGCUAGGUUCGGACUGUGUAUCUCAACUUCUCAUACAAGUUCUGGCAAAUCAAAGCUUGCAGAUCUUUCGAAGCUGUUGGCUAAUGGAACCUGAUUUCUGGGUGAAGGGCGUGGAACGUUCAAUGUUGGAAACAGAAGUAAGACCGUACACUGUUGUGGAGGAUGAUAUACCAGAACCAGAUAUGGUCACGGUAUUUGAACAGUGCCGUCCAAUCCAAAAAUUGGAAUUUUACAGUAAAGCACUUGAGCACGUUUAUGACACUGCUGAACUAACAAAAAGAAUCACCUCUUCCGGAAUGAGCGCUGUUUGUCUGAAGCAAAAGGAAUUUGAAAUUGUGGUGAAAAAUCUAGAUUGGAACUGCAUCAUCUGUGCAUUGCGCAUCCAAGUAACACCGGAAAAGUGUCCAACAAGUGUUACGGUUUUUGGCAAGAAAAUCAACCUGCAAACGAAGACGUCGCGAAUGUUCGAUAUACGGUUGACUCGAAAACAAUCUAUCAGUUGCAACAACGAAGUGACGCUGAAUUUCAGUUGUAAUAAUAUACCUGUACAAAUUUGGUCAAUUAAGGUUUUCGGUAAAACGAAAAAAGAUUUUGGUUUUCCCGCAGCUUCCUAUCGUUUUGACCAAAUUAUUACUCUCCCCGAGCAACUGGUUGCCUCAUUUAUCUCUACAUGCUGCAGGUUGCAUUCUUGUACUAAGUGGAAGCGUAUGGAUUGGCUUCUACCACUUUCACUAAAGUUUACAGCUCCGGACUUUGAGCAUGUCACAGUGAGCCAUCGAGCAUUAAUCUUGUUGAGGCAUUUGUCACCUACAGCCUCGUCAUUUCUCGAACAGAAGGACGCAGCUUUAUUUUCGUCACUGAUAAACCAUCGAAACGCUGGAACCUUACAAAUAUCCCUUUUCAACGCCUUUGCUAUUCAAUUAAAAGUGAUGACUUUGCAUCGUGUGGCAUCUUUUCACCAAUUAAUUAAGAAGCGUUAG